GCAGCCGUGAGCUGAGUCUCCAGUCGUCCGGGUCUCUACUGGGAGCUGAUGGCGGCGGUGGAACGCACGCCGCCCAGCAUGGGGAUCAGAUGGACACAGGGAGGACAUCCACAGCUAGAGGAUCCUCUCACAGAAACCUCAUGUCGCAACAACUGCGGCGGAUGAGGAUUUGGUGCAGUUAAUGCUGUCUCGCUGGAGGGACCCGAUCUUUGGCCUGGAUGAAGCUAAGGAUGAACGAUAUGAAGUCUUCCUGUCCUUUCCAGAUGAUAAGAUUCCAAACAGCGUCAGAGUUGUGAGCUCUGAUGGUAACCCUCUGUUUACAUCAAUACCAGCCGAGGAUGGACUCACCGCCGACCAGAGGGAUCCAACCAUUCUAAAACCCUUUGUUGCAUUUGCUCCCAAUGGAACAGCCAAGGGAAAACUUGUUUAUGCAAAUCAAGGCAGAAUAAGUGAUUUUCAACACCUGCUGGAUAAUUCUAUAGAUCUGAACAACACCAUCGCAAUCGUUCGCUACGGUGGGAUUGGCAGAGUUAAUAAGGCGAUAAAUGCUGCCAAAUUUGGAGUUAUUGGAGUGAUCAUUUACACUGACCCAAAAGACAUAAAUGAUGGGAAUAGCCAAGCCGCUGAUGCGUACCCCAACUCCUGGUACAUGCCGCCUUCCGGGGUAGAACGUGGUUCAUUCAAAGAGAAUUUUGGAGAUCAGCUAACGCCAUACUACCCAGCUAAAGAGUUCACGUACAGAAUUCCAGAGUCGGAGAUACAAGGCAUCUCUCACAUCCCAGCACAGCCCAUAGGGUUUGGUCAUGCCCAGGAGUUAUUAUGUGAAAUGGAUGGACCUAGUGCACCAGCCAACUGGCAGGGAUCGCUGGGGUGUACUUAUAACCUAGGACCAGGCUUCCGGCAGAGUAAAUUCAAUAACAGUGACGUCGAGGUUAACGUUUACAAUAAGCGGACGAUACGACCUUCAGCGAACGUCAUGGGGCUUAUCAGAGGAGCCGUAGAACCAGACAGGUACGUCAUGUAUGGCAACCACAGAGACAGCUGGGUACAUGGAGCCGUUGAUCCAAGCAGCGGGACAGCCGUGAUGCUGGAAAUAACCAGAAUUUUGGGCACUAAAUUGAAAUCCGGUGAAUGGCGUCCCCGGAGAUCCAUCAUUUUUGGCAGCUGGGGUGCCGAAGAGUUUGGGCUGAUUGGCUCAACAGAGUUUGCUGAGGAGUAUUACAGCAAGUUAAGAGACAGAACCGUCGCCUACAUUAAUGUGGAUAUCUCUGUGUUUGCUAACGCGACUCUGAGGGUUCAGGGGACCCCUCCAGCCCAAGCCGUGGUCUUUGCUGCAUCCAAACAGGUGAAAAACCCAUCAAACUCCCUCACGGUCUAUGAUAACUGGAAGAGUCACUCCAAUCGUACCAGCCCACAACAUGGCGUUAUUCCCCAGCUAGGGACACUGGGGAUUGGCAGUGACUACGCCCCCUUUCUACAUUACCUGGGAAUUACAUGCAUGGAUAUUGCAUACACAUAUGACACGAAAGUAACGUCGGCUCGUAUAUACCCCGCCUACCAUACAGCAUUUGACACCUUUGAUUAUACAGCUAAAUUUAUAGACCCAGGUUUCACCAGCCACCAGACGGUGGCGCGCACAGCUGGCAAUGUCCUCCUGAGACUAGCGGACAGUCUUAUCCUGCCUUUAGGAGUGAGAGACUACGUAGACACAUUGGAGAACUACUAUAAUCAGGCACUGACCUUCCAGACCAAUCUUAACAAGUAUAACAUCUCCCUAGAACCAUUAAGGGCAGCUAUUACCAGAUACAACGCAGCCGCUGAGUCUUUGGAAGAGAAAAUUAAACAUCUUCAGGGUACAGAUAAGAGGCCACUCGAGAUCCGAAUGAUAAAUGACCAACUAAUGCUGCUGGACCGAGCUUUCAUCAAUCACUUGGCUUUCCCAGGCCGGUUGUAUUUCAGUCACGUUCUCUAUGCCACCCGAGUUUCCAGUUCCGUGGCAACCUUUCCCGGUCUUGCAGAUGCCUACCAGACAGCUCUGGAAACCAACCUCCAAAAUCACUGGGAUCUUGUCCAUCAGCAGCUGACAAUCACCAUCCAGGCUGUGGAGAACGCUGCCUCAACCUUGGAGACUGUCGCCGAUAUAUAGACUGGAAAUAACUCAGACACUAUUCAGCAGAGACCUGCAGAGGACACAGACGAGUUUUCCUCUUGGGAAUCCACUCUGGGUGGCCGGUACUGAAGAAACAAACCAGCUGCCUGUUAUUCAUUAUGCCUAAUUAAUGACGUUAGCAUAGAUAAUACAACAAUGACACUGGCAGUGUGAAGGGCCUGGGAACGUUAGCUGGAGGUGGCUGUCUUGGUGGAUGUAGACCUGGGGGUCCACCCUCUUCUUGCAGUAGGGAUUCUGCAGAUUCUACAGCCAUCUGUUACUUUAGCUGAGCUCACAGUAGUAAGUCUUCAUCUAUCAUAUAAGAUCGGUGUCAUUCAUUGUCUCCCAAAGUUACAUGUCCCUAAUACCUAUUUAUACAAUAUUACCCAUAAUAUACAGUACAAUAUUUCAUUCAUCCUGCCCGGUAAAGCUGCAUGGCAAUCACCGGGGUUCACAUACGGACCUGGAACCAAAACUACUGUAUGCACUGUUUACCCAACACGUGGCACCCUGGUUUAUAGAUGUUACUAUUAGAAAUUGUUUUUUAUAUAUACUGUAUAUAGUGUCUAAGGGAUCUAUUCAUGAAGUAGUGAAAAGUGUAGAGAAGUGAGC
This is a messenger RNA of Pseudophryne corroboree (corroboree frog), 2761 nucleotides long. Its product is annotated as aminopeptidase NAALADL1-like. The record is from RefSeq and is a predicted model, not a curated record. Gene Ontology annotation, molecular function: carboxypeptidase activity. Bases 182 to 2146 code for a protein of 654 amino acids. The transcript is spliced from 19 exons. NCBI's taxonomy places the organism in Eukaryota, Metazoa, Chordata, Amphibia, Anura, Myobatrachidae.